Messenger RNA from Trichoderma reesei QM6a, 321 nucleotides. RefSeq lists its product as uncharacterized. The record is from RefSeq and is a predicted model, not a curated record. Lineage: Eukaryota; Fungi; Ascomycota; Sordariomycetes; Hypocreales; Hypocreaceae. Gene Ontology annotation, biological process: mRNA export from nucleus; proteasome assembly; double-strand break repair via homologous recombination. The transcript has 2 exons. Bases 1 to 321 code for a protein of 106 amino acids. Gene Ontology annotation, cellular component: proteasome complex; proteasome regulatory particle, lid subcomplex.
AUGGCAUCAACCACAGAAACCAAGCCAACCGAACCCGAACAGCUCAACGCCAACGAGCAGAAGCCCGAGCAGAAGCACCUGGCCCUCGGCGAAGACGACGAAUUCGAAGACUUUCCCAUCGACGACUGGCCCGCCGACCAAACCGAGGCCGCCCAGCGCAACGGCGAGACCAAGCAUCUGUGGGAGGAGAGCUGGGACGACGACGACACGAGCGACGACUUUUCGAAUCAGCUCAAGUGGGUGGUUGGCUCUCUCCUUGUUUCUACUAUUCUCCUCACCGCGCUGUCGCUCGACUUUCGCCCCCGUCGCCGCUUUCGUUGA